AUGUUGUAUGACAACAGUAUGGUGAAUGACUAUAAGUUUAAGGGAAUGUACGACUACGUUCAUAUUGAUGAGAAGUGGUUCUACUUGACGAAAAAGGAUCAAACGUAUUACUUACUCCCCAACGAAGAGGAUCCUGAUCGAUCAUGUCAAAGUAAAAAUUUCAUUGCGAAGGUCAUGUUUUUAGCAGCCACGGCUCGUCCCAGAUUUGAUAAUGACGGAAAUGAAAUAUUUGAUGGAAAAAUAGGAUGUUGGCCAUUUGUCACUGAACAACCGGCUCAAAGAAGCAGCAGAAAUCGAGAUGCUGGCACUAUGGAGAUGAAGGCAAUUACAUCUAUUAAGAGGGAGACUAUAAAAGCAUUUUUAAUUGAAAAGGUCAUUCCCGCAAUUCAAGAGAAGUGGCCAAGAACGGAACAAGGAGAAACUAUUUUCAUCCAACAAGACAAUGCAAGGACACAUAUUCCUUCUGAUGAUCCCGAUUUCUUAGCCGCUAUUUCACGUUCUGGCUUAGACAUUCGGUUAACUUGCCAACCCCCAAACUCUCCAGAUUUUAACAUACUUGACCUUGGAUUUUUUAGAGCCAUACAAUCGUUGCAACAGAAAAUGCGUGCAAGAAAUAUUCGAGAGCUUGUUUAUGCAGUAGAAAAAGCAUUCUAUGACUAUUCUCCCGUCAAGCUAAAUCAUGUGUGGAGCAAGAAAUGUUUGACUGAAGUUGCAAGUAAUAAGACACCAUCUCAUUAG
Messenger RNA from Salvia miltiorrhiza (redroot sage), 738 nucleotides. RefSeq lists its product as uncharacterized. Lineage: Eukaryota; Viridiplantae; Streptophyta; Magnoliopsida; Lamiales; Lamiaceae. The record is from RefSeq and is a predicted model, not a curated record. The transcript is spliced from 2 exons. Bases 1 to 738 code for a protein of 245 amino acids. Gene Ontology annotation, molecular function: nucleic acid binding.